CUUUAGAAGAGGCUUCUCAUCGAGCGGUUUGGACGCAUCUUAGUGUCUGCUGAGUAUUUCCGAAGAUAAUCCAAGAACAUCAGAGUAUCGACAUGAAGUACGUGCUGUUGUUCGGAGCCCUGGCUGCCCUGUACUUGACAGUGGAGUCUAAAACAAGUCCACCCAAGGUUCAGGUGUACAGCAGAGGCCCAGGAGAGUACGGCAAGGAGAAUAUCCUGAUCUGCCGUGUGACUGGAUUCCACCCACCCAACAUCAAGAUCCAGCUGAUGAAGAAUGAUGAGGAACUCCCAAAUUCAGUGCAGACCGACCUGGCCUUCGAAUCUGACUGGCACUUCCAUCUGACCAAGCAUGCGCCCUUCACACCUCAAAGUGGAGAGAAAUAUGUCUGCAGGGUCACCCAUGGCAAUGCAGCGCCUAAAGAUUAUUCCUGGGAGCCAAACAUGUAAAUAUCAUCACCCUGGAUGCAUGGUUUCCUCCAUUUUUCACACCUCCAAUCCGCAUCAUUAUGGUCUUACCGGCUUUUUCACUUUUUAGUUCAACUCCUGCAAACAACUUUCAAGAAUGGACAUUUCCAUCAGUAAUAUUAAAGAUAUGAUAUGUAACAUUAAGAAAUGUUCAUGAACAAAUCAAGAAUGAGCACUUUGCAGGCUGCCAGCAUUGAUGAUGAGAGCCUGCACUCUGAUUCCUAUAGUGAAUCCUUGGGCUGUUUUUUUUUUUUCCACAGAAAUCAACGACACUUAUGCGAGCCUGUAUGUGCCUGUAUGUACCUGUGUGGAACGCUAGCUACCAUUAGCUCAGAAUUGGUGUCUACUAUCAGCAAAUCAGCAGCCUAGCACAUGCAAGUGUUAGGUAUUGUACCUUUAAAAUGGAGGGAUCUGGGUUGUGGAUGGUUUGUAAUGUAUAUGAUUAAAUGUGUUGAUCCUGUCGUCUUUGUUUUUCUUUUCCUUUCUUUCUUUGUCAUAUUUUGCCUUUUUUUCUACAUGGAGGCAAUUGGAUACUACUGUCUCAUUGGCAAUUACUUUGUGUAAGAAUGGGUUUGUAAUAAGGUGUGUACAUCUUCAAUUAAUAAAUAAAUAAAUACCUGUUAAAAACUG
Molecule: messenger RNA, 1094 nt
Organism: Sphaeramia orbicularis (orbiculate cardinalfish)
Lineage: Eukaryota; Metazoa; Chordata; Actinopteri; Kurtiformes; Apogonidae
Product: beta-2-microglobulin-like
Exons: 3
Coding region: 93-446 (117 amino acids)
Source: RefSeq, a predicted model, not a curated record